Messenger RNA from Nicotiana attenuata, 564 nucleotides. RefSeq lists its product as uncharacterized. Bases 1 to 564 code for a protein of 187 amino acids. Lineage: Eukaryota; Viridiplantae; Streptophyta; Magnoliopsida; Solanales; Solanaceae. The record is from RefSeq and is a predicted model, not a curated record. The transcript has a single exon.
AUGGAUGCCCUUGCUGCUCGAUUCUCACUAAAAGAUUUGGGUCCACUCAACUUCUUCCUUGGUGUUAAAGUACUUCCUUUGGCUGAUAACAUUAUUCUCUCUCAAUCAAAGUACAUACGUGAGAUUCUCAAAGACUUCGGUAUGGAUGAUAUCAAUGGAGUUUCCACGCUUCUCAGCACCCCCACACCACUACAACAUGAGGAUGGUUCCGCACUCACUGACACCAAACAAUAUCGAAGUGCCUUCGGCAAACUCCAAUACCUUGCCUUUACGCGGCCUAAUAUUAGUUUUGCCGUCAACAAGCUCUCGCAGUUUAUGCACAAGCCUAAAAUGAUACACCGGCAAGCUGUCAAGCAUCUUCUUCAUUACCUUAAGAAAACAAUCAACUAUGGUCUUCUCCUUCGUCGUCAAUGCGAAAAAGCUUUACACAUUUAUUCUAAUGCGGAUCGGGCAGGUGAUGUGAAUGAUCGAUAUUCUACCUCUGCUUAUGUUAUUUAUUUUGGCUUUAAUCCCAUCAAUUGGUCGUCUGAAAAACAAAGGACUGUAGCCAAAUCUUCCACUUAG